UCAUCAGCACACACUCACACAUCGGACUCCGUGUGACUUGGUCGUGUCGUGUUGACCCGCGCGCCUGUUUACAUUCUGUACACAGUGACUUCACGGCGUACACCGUGUCUGUGAUUUAAUUUAUUAUUUAUAUUAGCUUGCUCUUAGAUAGUUCAAAGUCAAACAUGGCCAACAACAGGGCUGCUAAGUCUGGAUUUGCCGCGGAGGCUCAGAGAAAGAUCAACAGCAAAUACAGCGAGGAGCUUGCACAGGAGUGCCUAGAAUGGAUACAGGCCAUCAUCGGUGAGCCAGAGAACACCUCUGGAGACAUGGACAACUUCUACGAAGUGCUUAAAGACGGAACCAUAUUGUGCAAGCUUGUAAACAACAUUCAGCCGAACAUGGUGAAGAAAGUAAACGUGUCCAAGAUGGCGUUCAAAUGUAUGGAGAACAUCAACGCUUUCCUCGAAGCCGCGAAAACGCUCGGCGUGCCGGCACAGGAAACCUUCCAGACAGUCGACUUGUGGGAGAGGCAAAACCUAAACUCGGUCGUCAUUUGCCUGCAGUCACUUGGCCGAAAGGCUGGAAACUACGGCAAGCCUUCGAUAGGACCAAAGGAAUCAGAGAAGAAUGUGAGGAACUUCUCGGAGGAGCAGCUCAGGGCUGGACAGGGAGUCAUCUCACUGCAGUACGGCUCCAACAAGGGAGCCACCCAGAGCGGCAUUAACUUCGGCAACACGAGGCACAUGUAAACGAGUCAGCCAUGGCUUCGUUCAGCGGAUACGAGUUUAGUCAGCACUGACAAGCAAUGUUCAGUAAUGACUCGGCUUCCUUAAACGCAAUUUUUUUAAUGGCUGACUUUUCAUUACUGUAAAUCUCCAUGAAUGACCAAUUAAAAAAAUAAAACACUGAAUAACAAAUAUCUCGUAAAUCCUUUUUAAAUAUCGGAGAUAAAUAAACAGUCGCCAUCUUGCUUUUAAGCGCUUGAGCUCUCGUAUCUGUUGAACACGCUAAGCAUUGAAAGGUAGAACUACACGCCAAUGCACGGCAACCAAAUUGUUCUUAAAAAUCUCGUUGUUGUUUCAAUAUGGCGUGCUGUCAAUUUAGUUCUACCUAACCUGUAUGUACACUCAGAUCAGUGUUAAUAGGAAUGAUUUUAAUAAGAAAAUUUUAUAUAUUUCGACUCUUGGUGUUAGAAUAUAACCUAUAAAUCAACAACUAUAGCAAUUAAAUUCUUGUUUUAAUUAACAGCGUUGACUCUUUGACGUUAAAUUACAAAAGUAAUUAAAAAUAUGUAACAUAAUUAGGAUAAAAUUAUUGACUGUGUUCUUGUUAAAAUCAUUCUUAUGUUCACACGAAUCGAAUAAUAAAAUACAUAGUGCAGUACUUAUAGAUUCAAAUUACUUAAUAAUUUUAAAUAGAUGGAGUACUAUAAUUAUCUCUUUUUGAAUCUCUUUGGGUCCAUCUGCAAUUAUCUACGUGUCUUAAAUAAAGAUUGACGAUACGACUUGACGCAAAAACUUUUAUAAAGACUAAGAUAUUGCAGUUUGAAAUUUAUACCUACCUUUUAUCACUUCGAAAAAUUCAUUCCGAAAUCAUUCCACAAUGUUUGUGCCGUUUAUAUCUAAUUUAUACUUAAUAAGUUUAAGUCAGCUAGCAUUUGAUAUUAACUGGUUGUUUUUAAGUUUACAUUUUUUUUGUUUGCUUCACAAUACAUAUAUUUAGAAAUGUGCCAAUAACGUCGCACACACAACGUUCUUAUUAUAAAAAAUGUUAUUAAAACAGUACAAUUAUUAGAAUUAUAAAUUCUUUUAUAGUAAUACUUGUGCCUUCGAGCUCCAUAGGAGCUGAGAGACUAUGUUUGAAAAGGUGUCUAACAACUUAUGUAUAAUCGCUUUUGACUUUAAAUCAGGGUUGCCCUUCUAUUUUGUUUUAUUUAUUAAAAAAGAAAUUAAUCAUUCCAUAUUUACUUGUCUAGUAUGUUAGUACACACUGUGAUUAAUGAUUUUAUACUACAUUCUAUACCUAUAUUUUCAUAUAGUUACGUAUAUAUUCUAUGACGACGCGUAAUUAUAGUUGUGUAAGUUUCAUGAAGUACUUAAUACUUUAUGGAAGUACGUAGAUUAAUAAAAUUUAAGUAAACUAA
Messenger RNA from Trichoplusia ni (cabbage looper), 2125 nucleotides. RefSeq names its product myophilin (gene Chd64). The coding region runs from base 165 to 731 and encodes 188 amino acids. The record is from RefSeq and is a predicted model, not a curated record. Lineage: Eukaryota; Metazoa; Arthropoda; Insecta; Lepidoptera; Noctuidae. Gene Ontology annotation, molecular function: protein binding. The transcript has 4 exons.